Molecule: messenger RNA, 2851 nt
Organism: Melitaea cinxia (Glanville fritillary)
Lineage: Eukaryota; Metazoa; Arthropoda; Insecta; Lepidoptera; Nymphalidae
Product: lysosome-associated membrane glycoprotein 2-like
Exons: 6
Coding region: 151-1176 (341 amino acids)
Cellular component (GO): membrane
Source: RefSeq, a predicted model, not a curated record
GCUGGCAACAUCGCUCAGUUGUCUUGUCUAAAGGAAAUUGAAAUGACAUUAGUAUAGAGUAUUCAAUUCUUACAAAAUCAUUUUAUUGCAACGUACUUGUGAGAUUGUUCGGGAAUAAAUUGUUUUAAAAAGCUUUCUAUUUGUUUGAAAAUGACUCGGUUAAGGUUAUGUUUGUUAGCCGCAGUUUUAUGCAGCCUAACGGUACUAGGCCAUGGGUCUGUGACUACGCAAAAGCCGGUGACGAUCCUUUUGCCGAAGACCGUCUCAUCGGAGUCCCCGAGUCCAGAACCGGAAGUCACAACUGUUGACGUGAAAACUACAGAAGUUUCCACGCAGCCACCAGAAACGACAUCGGCCCCUACGACUACGCCCCCAACUACGACUUCCACUACUACCACAACUACGUCUUCAACUACCCCGACACCUCCUCCAACUCCUAAACCUACACCACCCCCUACACCAAAACCAACCCCAGCUCCAACCCCAGCACCAGGUCCCAUCCCACCCCCAAAACAAGGCAUCUGGUCCUACACCGAUAAGCUCAACAACAACACCUGUGUCCUACUCCAGUUUGCUGCUCAACUGAAUGUUACCUACACAAAGGUGGAGAAUGCAUCUACAUCCCUCGCCUACGUAAUCCUUAACGUCCCAACAACAGCGGUGGUUGUCAACGGUAGCUGCAACGGCACUGAUCAGUGGUUGAACAUACGCUGGCCGGUCAACAACGCCACGGACACAACUUACAACAACAUGGUCUUCAUAUUCCACAACAAUGAGACGACAAAGAUGUACUCUCUCCGGAACCUGAACGUUUUACUGGCGCCCGAAGCGUUCCCUAAUGCGUCAUCCAAGGAGCCAAUAGAGCUAUGGCACGGUGAGGGUUGGAAAACACCUCUUGCAACCUCCUACCGUUGCACCCCGGCCACUCAACUGAACAUGACCGCUGACUCAACUAGCAUGGUCGCCACGCUCACCCUCUCACAACUGCAGGAAGAAGCCUUCAGGAACUCAACUAACAAGUCAUUCAGUGCCGCUCGUGAGUGCGGCGGUAGUGACGUACCCGACGCGGUCCCGAUUGCGGUGGGCUGUGCCCUGGGCGGGCUGGUGUUGGUGGUGCUCGUGGCCUACCUCGUGGGCCGCCGUCGAUCCGCCGCCCGUGGCUACCUCUCCAUGUAAACCGAUAGAACCUGGAGAAUCGACGUUCGUAGUAAAAUAGACGUAGAAGUAAAUAAUAAUAUCAUCGUAUCAUUUCAUCGCAUUUAUCAUACAAAUUCAUGGACUUAAUUUCAAUUAAUAACAAAUUUGACUUUUAAUUUCUUUUAACAAGUAGAAUUGCUCAAUAUUCGAUAUGGCAACACUCGCAUGUGUGUUGCCACUUUGAAAAAAAAAUAACAAAUCUGAUUCAUACGAGUUUAUAAUCUCAAUUUGAUGUGAAAAGUUAAUAAAUACGGAUAAUUUUACAAUGUUUUUAAUUUGAUUCGAAUUAUAGUAUCGAAAAUGUAAUUUUUUACACAAUGAUAAGUUUUCUUUGUAGUGUAUAUCUAAAUUAGUUUUAAACGUCAAAUUUGUCCUUUCAAUUGCUAUUGUAAAAUGAUAGUUAUGUAAUUAAAAUAGCUAAAUCAGCUUCUUCUAAAGCGAUUUUGCAUUUUCGAUACUCUAUUACGAAUUAUUAAAUUAAAAAUUGAAUUUAAUUUAAUUAAAAUUUAUUUUGAAUAAAUGCAUGAUAUUCGCAAAAUAUUUAAAAAAAAAAUGUCAAUCUGAUUCACAGAGUAAAAAUAAGACUAAAGAUGUAUAAUGAUUAAAAUAAAUACUAUAUAAAAAUGUGAUGUUAUUUACUAUUUACAAUUAUAUAUCGAAACUUCCUUUUCAAACUUAUAUUGUCCUUAACGUCUCAACUCCAAAGAUACAAUUCGAUAUGUUAUACCACGGUAUAACAGAAUUAAUAUUAUGUGAUUUUUAAAUCUAUAGAUAGUUUGUUUAUAGACAGUAUAUGUUUCUUUAAUAAAAAAAAAAGUUGAAAAAAGUAUUCGAAUGCUUCAUGCAUUUUAUGUAAUGGCAACUUUUUCGCAAUGAUGAUGCUUAACCUUCUUUAAAAGAAACGUAUUCUGUAUCAAAACAUUCUGUAUACAAAUAAUAAAAACUAAAAACAUUCAAUCAGUCUGGACGAUGUAUCUGUUGAUUUCAUUUAAGCAUUAGUUGAACUGUAUUUUUAUUAUAUCCAUAAGUAAUAAUAUUUUGAACUGUAUGUAGUACGUAUAGUUACUGUGAAGAUAUAGUUUAUCUAUCGGUUUAUGGGUUUUUAAUAAAUGUCCAGAAACAUCUCGAUUGUUGUGUAAUGGUCGGGGAAUAUGGGGGAGCAAUAGGGUUGAUCGCUUCGAUAUUAGAAAUUUUAUAUUCUUAAUUGCAAUUUAAAGUUACAUAUAUUACAAAAAUAGAUUAUUUAUGCGCAUAAAUAUACCUUUUACACAUCCUUGAUUCCUGACAGUAUUAAGUUACUUUGUCAAGCUUGUGACAAAAUGCGUACAGUACUGAUCCGGUUUCCGAUGUAUCGUUUUCUUUGUAAUUCAUUACGAUUUCCAGUGUAUUAAGCCAAGUCUUUUAUAGAAAUUAUAAAAAAGUAUUUAAUAUAUUGUUUAAAUAGAGCUACUUAAUAUAUUGUAAACUAAAAAAAAAAUAUUGUCAAAUUUGACAAAAAAAAGUUACUUUAUUUUGUUUUGAGUUUUUACAUUUCUGUUGUCGGGGAGUCAAAAUAUAUAUUUUGUUUAUAUGAUGUUAAAUUAGUAUCGAAGCGAUCAGUGUGAUAAUUGUGAUGUGCACAUAUAAUAAAAAUAAAUGUUUUUUAUUGCCAAAA